AUGGCUUGGGAUAUGGCGGCCUGGAUAUUAUACGUUAUGCCUAUAAUGACGAACUCGUUAGAACACGAUACUAGCGCUUUAACUGCUGUAGCUGCGCCGCGGCUAGCGGCGGAAGGGUUGCGUCUUCCUGACCGGUCUGAUACGCCCGGUCCGCGCCGAUCUGCCCGAUUGGCUGGGCGUUUGGGUCCUUCUACUGAAUCCUAG
Molecule: messenger RNA, 204 nt
Organism: Penicillium pulvis
Lineage: Eukaryota; Fungi; Ascomycota; Eurotiomycetes; Eurotiales; Aspergillaceae
Exons: 2
Coding region: 1-204 (67 amino acids)
Source: RefSeq, a predicted model, not a curated record